AUGUCAGAAUUACAGCUGCCUCCAGGAUUCCGAUUCCACCCAACCGACGAAGAGCUGGUGAUGCACUAUCUCUGCCGCAAAUGCGCCUCUCAGUCCAUCGCCGUCCCCAUCAUCGCUGAGAUCGAUCUCUACAAAUAUAAUCCUUGGGAGCUUCCCGGUUUAGCCUUGUACGGUGAGAAGGAAUGGUAUUUCUUCUCUCCUAGAGACAGAAAAUAUCCGAACGGUUCUCGGCCGAACAGGUCAGCUGGUUCGGGUUACUGGAAAGCAACUGGAGCUGAUAAACCGAUCGGACUUCCUAAACCGGUUGGGAUUAAGAAGGCUCUGGUUUUCUACGCCGGGAAAGCUCCCAAGGGUGAGAAAACCAAUUGGAUCAUGCAUGAGUACCGUCUUGCCGACGUUGACCGAUCGGCUGCUCGCAAGAAGAAGAAUAGUCUCAGGUUGGAUGAUUGGGUUCUUUGUCGGAUUUACAACAAAAAAGGAGCUAUCGAGAAGCGAGGACCACCACCAACUCCGGUUGUUUACGGCGACGAGGUCGUGGAGGAGAAGCCGAGGCUGUCGGAGAUGGGCAUGCCUCCGCCGCCGGUGAUGCCGAAUGAUUUCGUGUACUUUGACACGUCGGACUCCGUGCCAAAGCUGCAUACGACCGAGUCGAGCUGCUCGGAGCAGGUGGUGUCGCCGGAGUUCACGAGCGAGGUUCAGAGCGAGCCCAAGUGGAAGGAUUGGUCGGGUGCUGCUAAUGAUAAGAAUAGCCUUGAUUUUGGGUUUAAUUACAUAGAUGCCACCGCGUUCGGAGGUGGAGGGAGCAAUCAGCUGUUUCCACUACAGGACAUGUUCAUGUACAACAUGCCCAAGCCUUAUUAGGUGCAAACGCAAACGCUCGUCUAUGGGUAUCACGAGAUCGGUUACGGUCGAUCAAUGAGUGUGCC
Messenger RNA from Brassica napus (rape), 926 nucleotides. RefSeq names its product NAC domain-containing protein 2. The record is from RefSeq and is marked provisional. NCBI's taxonomy places the organism in Eukaryota, Viridiplantae, Streptophyta, Magnoliopsida, Brassicales, Brassicaceae. Gene Ontology annotation, biological process: regulation of DNA-templated transcription. Gene Ontology annotation, molecular function: DNA binding.